UUCAGAGCUCCACAAACCAUGGAGCCUUUUGAUUCAUCACUGCUUCACACAGUCUCUGCCUUCAUGUCUUCAGGUACCGAUUUCCUUGUCAAACCCAUCUUCAUUCGUGGGUUUUCUGGUUCUUUACAUCUCCUUGUCUUGUUUGUGUUGCUUAUCUCUUGGUUGUGGAACAAAUUCAAGGUGGGUGAUGGGGGAGGGGACCCAAAAGAGCGGUUUAGGAAUAGUGCGACUCUCUACUAUAGGAACACUCUUAUCUGUUGUCUUGCUGUUUCUGCUAUUAGUCUUGUCUUUUGUCUCUUCAACUACUUUUCCUGGUGCAAACAUGGCUGGUCUCAAGAAAAGAUAGUGACCCUUUUUGAUUUAGCAAUUAGAACACUUAGUUGGGGUGCAGUUUUUGUUUACUUGCAUACCCACUUCUCUAGUUCUGCUGAAUCAAAGUUUCCAUUCUUACUCAGAGUUUGGUGGGGUUUCUACUUUUCCUUAUCUUGCUAUUGCCUUGUCAUAGACCUUGUUCUUUACCAUAAACACGUCCCUUUACCUGUUCAAUCUUUAGUUUCUGAUGCCGCCUUCCUUGUCUCUGCUUUGUUCUUUACAUAUGUCGGGUUUAUUAGGACGAAAGAGGGUAGAGAUAGCCUUCUUGAGGAGCCCCUUUUGAAUGGUGCUACAAAUUCUAGUAUAGGUGACACUGCAGAAUCAGACAAGUCUAAAGGGGAUGCAACUGUGAACACCCCUUAUUCAAAUGCUGGCAUUUUCAGCAUCCUCACCUUCUCUUGGAUGAGUCCUUUAAUUGCGGUGGGCAAUAAGAAAACAUUAGACCUUGAAGAUGUUCCUGAACUUGGCAAGGCUGAUAGUGUAGUUGGGUCAUAUCCUGUUUUUAGAAAUAGGCUCGAGUCCGAGUGUGGUACUCUUAGCAGAGUUACAACACUUCACCUGGUGAAGGCAUUGAUAUUCUCGGCCUGGAGAGAGAUUCUUUGGACUGCUCUCUUUGUGCUUCUUUACACAAUGGCUUCUUAUGUUGGCCCAUAUCUAAUCGACACAUUUGUGCAAUACCUCUAUGGGCGGCGUGAGUUUGAAUAUGAGGGCUAUGCUUUAGUUUCCACAUUUUUGGUGGCGAAGCUCGUGGAGUGCCUCAGUCAGAGGCACUGGUUCUUUAGGGCGCAGCAGAUAGGAGUUAGAAUAAGAGCUGUACUUGUUGCCAUGAUCUAUAAUAAGGGUUUGACCCUAUCAUGCCAGUCCAAGCAGUGUCACACUAGUGGUGAGAUUAUCAAUUUUAUGACUGUUGAUGCUGAGAGGGUAGGCGACUUCACUUGGUAUAUGCAUGACCCAUGGAUGGUCCUUCUACAAGUUGCUUUAGCACUCUUGAUUUUGUAUAAAAAUCUUGGCCUUGCUGCAAUUGCAACUUUAGUUGCAACAAUACUUGUUAUGUUGGCAAAUGUUCCUCUGGGGAAAUUGCAAGAGAAGUUUCAGGACAAGUUAAUGGAGUCAAAGGACAGAAGGAUGAAGGCAACAUCGGAGAUCUUAAGGAACAUGCGGAUUCUCAAGCUGCAGGCAUGGGAGAUGAAGUUUUUGUCAAAGAUUAUUGACCUCAGAAAGACUGAAACAGGAUGGUUACGAAAGUUUGUUUAUACUUCGGCCAUGACCUCAUUUGUCUUCUGGGGUGCACCCACAUUUGUGUCUGUGGUCACUUUUGUUGCUUGCAUGCUUUUAGGGAUCCCACUGGAAUCAGGAAAGAUCUUAUCUGCUCUUGCAACAUUUAGAAUUCUUCAAGAGCCCAUCUACAGUCUUCCGGACACAAUUUCAAUGAUAGCACAGACAAAGGUAUCCCUUGAUAGAAUUGCAUCAUUCCUUUCUCUUGAUGAGUUGAAGCCUGAUGUUGUAGAGAGCCUUCCUAGAGGUAGUUCUGAUACUGCAAUUGAGAUAUUAGAUGCAAAUUUCGCUUGGGAAUUAUCUUUGCCUAGCCCUACAUUGAAGAAUAUAAGUCUGAAAGUAAGCCAUGGUAUGAAGGUUGCUGUUUGUGGUACUGUUGGCUCAGGCAAAUCAAGCUUACUUUCUUGUAUUCUGGGAGAAGUUCCCAAGAUAUCUGGGACUCUUAAGUUGUGUGGGACAAAGGCCUACGUUUCACAGUCACCAUGGAUACAGAGUGGUAAGAUAGAACAAAACAUAUUGUUUGGUAAAGAGAUGGAUAGAGAAAGGUACGAGGGGGUUCUUGAAGCAUGUUCAUUGAAGAAGGACCUGGAAAUUUUAUCAUUUGGUGAUCAGACUGUUAUAGGGGAGAGGGGAAUCAAUUUAAGUGGAGGUCAGAAGCAAAGAAUACAAAUUGCACGAGCUUUGUACCAAGAUGCUGAUAUCUAUCUGUUUGAUGAUCCUUUUAGUGCUGUUGAUGCUCAUACAGGAUCUCACCUUUUCAAGGAAUGCUUGAUGGGCCUCUUGUGUUCCAAAACAGUAAUCUAUGUCACUCAUCAAGUGGAGUUCUUACCUGCUGCUGACCUUAUUUUGGUCAUGAAAGACGGAAAGAUUACUCAAGCUGGAAAGUUCAAUGACAUUCUUAAUUCAGGAACUGAUUUUAUGGAUCUUGUGGGAGCACACAAUGAAGCUUUGUCUGCGCUUGAUUCAGUUAGGGUAGGGCCGGUUGAAAAAACAAGCAUCAGCAAAGAAAAUAAUGAUUCGGCUAGUACUACUGGGUCUGUUCCGAAAGUAGACAACAGAGAUGACCAAGAUAGUAAAACAGAUGUAGGUGUGCCAAAAGCGCAGCUUGUUCAAGAUGAAGAGAGAGAGAAAGGUAAGGUUGGGUUUUCAGUGUAUUGGAAAUACAUUACCACAGCGUAUGGAGGAGCUCUCGUGCCUUUUAUAUUACUUGCACAGAUUCUCUUUCAACUCCUUCAAAUUGGAAGCAAUUACUGGAUGGCUUGGGCAACUCCUGUGUCAGAAGACGUGAAACCAACUGUUACAAGCUCUACACUUAUAAUUGUCUAUGUGGCAUUGGCUGUUGGAAGUUCGUUUUGUGUCCUUUUUAGAGCUCUGCUUCUUGUAACGGCGGGGUACAAGACAGCCACUAUACUCUUCAAUAAAAUGCACUUGUGCAUAUUCCGUGCUCCCAUGUCAUUCUUUGAUGCCACUCCAAGUGGACGAAUCUUAAACAGAGCUUCUACAGACCAAAAUGCAGUAGACAUGAACAUUUCAAAUCAAGUUGCUGCCUUUGCCUUCUCCAUGAUACAGCUUUUAGGAAUUAUUGCAGUGAUGUCACAGGUGGCAUGGCAGGUUUUCAUCAUAUUUAUACCUGUGAUCACAGCCUGUGUUUGGUAUCAGCAAUAUUACAUAUCUUCAGCACGAGAACUAGCAAGAUUGGUUGGAGUAUGCAAAGCUCCUGUGAUACAACAUUUUGCCGAAACAAUUUCAGGCUCAACUACUAUUAGGAGCUUCGAUCAAGAAUCUAGAUUCCGAGAUACCAACAUGAAGCUGAUGGAUGGAUAUGGUCGGCCAAAGUUCUACACUGCUGGUGCAAUGGAAUGGCUAUGCUUUCGCUUGGAUGUAUUGUCAUCCAUUACAUUUGCAUUCUGUUUAGUUUUCUUGAUCUCUGUUCCAGAAGGAGUGAUAGAUCCAGGCAUUGCGGGCUUAGCCGUUACAUAUGGACUUAACCUAAAUAUGUUACAAGCUUGGGUUAUAUGGAAUCUUUGCAACAUGGAGAACAGGAUAAUAUCUGUGGAGAGAAUACUACAAUAUACUACUAGCAUACCAAGUGAGCCGCCUCUGGUAAUAGAGUCUAAUAGACCAGAUCAUUCCUGGCCAUCACAAGGAAAAGUUCAUAUGCAUGAACUUCAGGUGCGGUAUGCUCCACACAUGCCACUUGUGUUGCGAGGUCUCACAUGUACCUUCCCUGGAGGAAUGAAAACUGGGAUCGUGGGAAGAACUGGCAGUGGAAAGUCAACUCUUAUACAAACUCUUUUCCGAAUAGUUGAUCCUGCUGCUGGCCGGAUUUUGAUAGAUGGCAUCGAUAUCUCUUCUAUUGGCUUGCAUGAUCUGCGGUCUAAGCUAAGCAUUAUCCCUCAGGACCCAACCAUGUUUGAAGGAACUGUGAGAAGCAACCUGGACCCACUCGAAGAGUAUACAGAUGAACAAAUUUGGGAGGCCCUGGAUAAGUGCCAACUUGGAGAUGAAGUUAGGAAGAAAGAAGGGAAGCUUGAUUCUGCAGUUAGUGAAAAUGGAGAGAACUGGAGUAUGGGUCAGAGGCAGCUGGUUUGCCUUGGCCGUGUGCUCCUCAAGAAAAGUAAAGUCCUGGUGCUUGACGAAGCUACUGCCUCUGUUGAUACUGCUACGGAUAAUUUGAUACAGCAGACUCUUCGGCAUCACUUUUCAGACUCUACUGUCAUAACUAUUGCACAUCGAAUAACUUCUGUUCUUGACAGUGACAUGGUCCUACUUCUAAGUCAUGGACUCAUUGAAGAAUGUGAUUCUCCUUCAAGAUUGCUAGAAAACAAGUUAUCAUCUUUUGCCCAACUUGUAGCAGAGUACACAAUGAGAUCCAGCUCCACUUUUGAGUAGUUUGACUGACAAAUGAUGAUCACGAAAAAGUAAUGGCGACUAUGAUCUACAGAAGUUACACUUGUAUGUGUGUUUUUAGGUGCUAUGUAAUAUGUAUUGAUGGUUUAGUACAUUCAAGGUGCUAUGUAAUAUGUACACUAAUGGUUUAGUACAUUCAAGAAGUUGAUGAUCAUGAUAAUUAUGAUCAAGUUAUAGU
Fragaria vesca subsp. vesca is the source of this 4735-nucleotide messenger RNA. Its product is annotated as ABC transporter C family member 3-like. The transcript is spliced from 10 exons. NCBI's taxonomy places the organism in Eukaryota, Viridiplantae, Streptophyta, Magnoliopsida, Rosales, Rosaceae. Bases 19 to 4539 code for a protein of 1506 amino acids. The record is from RefSeq and is a predicted model, not a curated record. Gene Ontology annotation, molecular function: ATP binding; ATP hydrolysis activity; ABC-type transporter activity. Gene Ontology annotation, cellular component: plant-type vacuole; vacuolar membrane. Gene Ontology annotation, biological process: transmembrane transport.